CGACACUAAAGUCCCUCCAGGAGUUGCAUAGUAGCGAUACCCUCCGAUGUCUUUAAUGACCGUGGCCUUGUCUAUCGAUGCUUGCAUCUUCCAAGCGUCGCGCGUUGCCAUACGGACACCUGCAAAAGGUCUAGUGUCCACCCCUGCGUUGCUGCAGUUAGAGUCUGUCUUCAGUGCCGUGACGCUAUGCUCACUGUUGUCAGGAUUGGAUGCAGAGCCAGGUCCUCGGCGGCCAUCAGGUGCCUCCGGCUACCCUCGUCGUGUCUCGUCAGUUUUGUCCAGACUCUUCGAUAUGUUGCCAAUGCAUUGACUUACCACCACUUUUGGUUCGGUCCCGCCAUGGCGCCAUUCUUGGAACAGCGACACCAACUUUUGCAAGUGUUCAAAUCGUGCAUCGGACAGCCUCGCAGGGUCUGCUCUGAAGAGUUUCAUGUUUUUUGGCGACAGCUUCACCUUUUCUUCGUCCCUGAGCACAAAAUCACGAAAGAAGUCUACAUUGGGCCUGUUCUGUGGCUUCCUCCCCCUCUUCUUCGGGAUUUCAAUCUUCUGCGAGGAGGGCGACUGAACUUCAUGCAGUUGAGGCCGCUGGUACGAGGUCGCUAGGGGCCAAUAAGGAGGGUGCGAAAGGGAAAACGGCGAGUUAAAUGUAGUCAAUGAAUGCGAUUGCCGCUCGU
Molecule: messenger RNA, 674 nt
Organism: Acaromyces ingoldii
Lineage: Eukaryota; Fungi; Basidiomycota; Exobasidiomycetes; Exobasidiales; Cryptobasidiaceae
Exons: 1
Coding region: 187-603 (138 amino acids)
Source: RefSeq, a predicted model, not a curated record